Rhipicephalus sanguineus (brown dog tick) is the source of this 480-nucleotide messenger RNA. RefSeq lists its product as uncharacterized. The record is from RefSeq and is a predicted model, not a curated record. Lineage: Eukaryota; Metazoa; Arthropoda; Arachnida; Ixodida; Ixodidae. The transcript has a single exon. Bases 1 to 480 code for a protein of 159 amino acids.
AUGCCCCACAUGGAAAAAGAGAAACAAAUAGUAGAACUUAAGGUCAAAUUCAAUCUGUCAUUCCAAGAAGCACGUCAACGUUUCGCGCUACACAACCCAUCCUAUCCCUCCUUCGCAGAUGUGACGCGCCGGGGCGCCGCGCCACAUGUUUCUGCACCCGCGCAUGUCACACAGAGUGUGGCCGCGGUCGUGCCACCAGCGCCCCCGGCUGGAGCAGCCUGUACUGCUCCGCCACCUGACAAACAGGGUCGGCAGACCCCCGUGUCUGCUGAACCUCGGGCCACUGCAAGCGCAGCUAGGUCCGAAAGUUCUGUGACCGUGCCUGCCGAGCAGGCACCAUCCGCCACCUCACAAGAGGUGAUGGAUACAAGUCCCACUCCUCCGGCGCCUGAGACGCCGAAGGAGAGGCGCAGCUCCUUGGAGCGCACAAAAAAAGAAAGACUGCGCAUUACAGGGCCCCCUAAGGACCCUGUAAUCUAA